Labrus bergylta (ballan wrasse) is the source of this 589-nucleotide messenger RNA. It is a transcript of the gene trappc2l, whose product is annotated as trafficking protein particle complex subunit 2L. Gene Ontology annotation, biological process: endoplasmic reticulum to Golgi vesicle-mediated transport. NCBI's taxonomy places the organism in Eukaryota, Metazoa, Chordata, Actinopteri, Labriformes, Labridae. The record is from RefSeq and is a predicted model, not a curated record. Gene Ontology annotation, cellular component: cytoplasm; TRAPP complex; nucleus.
CACCACAUCACGUGACAUCAUCUGACAGCCAGAGGAGGAACACUAACAUGGCGGUGUGCAUAGCAGUGAUCGCGAAAGAGAACUACCCGCUGUAUAUCCGCAGUGUUCCCACUCAAAAUGAGCUGAAGUUUCACUACACAGUGCACACCUCUCUGGAUGUUGUAGAGGAGAAGAUCUCUGCGGUGGGCAAAUCUUUAGGGGACCAGAGAGAGCUGUACCUGGGUCUGCUCUACCCCACUGAAGACUACAAAGUAUAUGGGUAUGUCACUAACUCCAAGGUGAAAUUUGUCAUCGUUGUGGACUCGUCCAAUACGUCAUUACGUGACAAUGAAAUCAGAAGUAUGUUCAGAAAAUUACACAACUCUUUCACAGAUGUAAUGUGCAACCCAUUCCACAAUCCUGGCGACUCCAUUCAGUCAAAAGCCUUUGAUGGCAUCGUAUCUGGAAUGAUGGUUCAAACCGGCUGAGUCCCAUUUCAUCACUUCUUCUGAACCCCCCCCUGUACAGAAAACCCCCUAUUGAAAUUUUUGUUUACAUUUUGUCUUGCUUACAGAAAUGCCUAUGAAAUAAAUCUGCAAUGUUGUUCCAA